CAAUCUCAUGACAUUGUUCAUUUAAAGAAUAGAAAUAUACACGCGGUGUUUCCUGAUUGCAAAACACAUCUUGGUCAGAGAUGUGAAGUUUAUUGUAAAGAGUGUCAUGAAUCAAUCUGCACCAAGUGUACUAUUGGUCGUCAUAAAACUCAUGAUGUUAGUGAAUUAGAAGAGUUAGUUGAGAUCAGGAAAAGAGAAAUUGAAAAAGAAGUAGAGAAACUGGAAUCUAAAAUUAUACCAAAAUUCCAGGAAGCAAAUGCUAUGAUUUCCAACAAAAUAGAUUACGUCGCUACUGAAUAUGCUAUUCUUGAACAAAAAUUAGAGGAGCUUAGAAAAAUAUGGCAUCAAGAAGUCAACAAGAUAUUCAACACAUUUGGUUCCUUGAUUUCCUCAAAAAAGAACAUGAGUAUUAACGAUCUAACAAACCAACAGACAAAUAUAGCAAAAUUAAUUUCUGAUAUGAUUGAAACAGUCCAACAUAUCAAACAAAUAAUGCAAACUAAGAAUGCAUCAAAGGUCACAGACUACGAAUCAAAAUCUAAAGAAUUCAUAAAUAUUCCUAAAAAUGUUGCAGUUGAGAUUCCUUUCCUGAAAACAAAUAUUGUCACAGAAAAUAAAUUGAGCAUAGAAAUAGGAGAUUUCAAGGCUAUCUUGACAGAAACAUUCCUUCCACACAAAUCGGAUGAGGAUCCGAAUUUGCAAACAACAGAGCUGCCAGAUGAAGAGAAAAUGAUUACUAUCAUUCCUACUGAAAACGAUUCUCUGAUUAGAAUAGCUUGUACAGAGUUGAAUGAAGCUUGGGUCUGUGGUGAAAAACAAACAAUAACACGUAUUGACUUGGAAGGGGAUGUAAAAGAAACCGUCACUACCAAAUGCUUAUACUGGCCAAAUGAUAUUGCUGUGACCAAUCGAGGAGAGCUCAUAUACAGUGACUCUGACGGUGAAACAGUGAACAUUGUCAGAAGCGGUAGAGCCGAAACACUAAUAACUGCGCCAUUAGGGUGGAAACCACACAGAUUAUGCUGUACGAAAUCCGGAGGUAUCCUGGUCAGUGUGUCUAGUGGUAGACACAAUAGAAUUAUUCGUUCUGAAGAAAAUCAAAUAUCUCAGAUCAUUGAAAAACAUGACGAUUGAAAGGCACUCUUUUUAGAAGGAAUUUGCAAACUAUAUGUGACGGAAAAUGAAAAUGGGGAUGUAUGUGUGUCCGACACCAAUGCUAGCAUAGUGGUUGUAUUAGACAUGACAGGGCGAGUGCAAUUCCGAUAUGAUGGCUCAGCAGCAAAAAUAAAAGGUCCCGUCAAUCCGAACUGUUUAGUGACACACUCUUCGGGUCAAAUUAUUGUAACAGACAACAGUAAUCUGUGUCUGCAUAUUUUGGA
This is a messenger RNA of Magallana angulata, 1379 nucleotides long. RefSeq lists its product as uncharacterized. Lineage: Eukaryota; Metazoa; Mollusca; Bivalvia; Ostreida; Ostreidae. The record is from RefSeq and is a predicted model, not a curated record. The coding region runs from base 262 to 1134 and encodes 290 amino acids. The transcript has a single exon.